Messenger RNA from Frankliniella occidentalis (western flower thrips), 1992 nucleotides. RefSeq lists its product as uncharacterized. Lineage: Eukaryota; Metazoa; Arthropoda; Insecta; Thysanoptera; Thripidae. The record is from RefSeq and is a predicted model, not a curated record. The coding region runs from base 1 to 1992 and encodes 663 amino acids. The transcript is spliced from 6 exons.
AUGGGAGAUGAGCAAGAUCAAACUGAGGCUGGGGGAGAAAUGCCUUGGGCUGCAUUCAAUGAAUACUUUUUCUUUGUAAGAGAACGAGAAAAGCAAAAUGCAGAUUGCCGGUGCAAGCUGUGCCCCGCAAAUGCCAAGCUUGUAGCGUUCAACACUUCAACCUUCGCCAAUCUCAAGUUACACCUUGCUAGAGUCCAUGGCUGGUCGGAAGACCGACUGAAGUCUCUAAAUGUAAGCAAAGGACACGGAGGAACCAAGCGUAAGGCUACUGAUCAGAGCGGCCCAAAUGCCACGGAUUUCUUCAAGAAAAGGAAAAUUACUCAAGCCGAUGUUGACCGUGUGACUGACCGGCUUGUGAUUCGCGAGGCGCUCCCGCACCGCAUCGUCGAUUCCCCGUUCUUUAAAGAAGCGGUCCUUCUCGGCUGUCCAUCCACAGUUCGAGUUGGAUGCCGCCAGACAUUUAAGGGCAGACUGUCGAAGCACGUCGAUAAGAUGGAAACAAAUCUAAAGAAGCAAUUUGACUCCGUGCAGUAUAUCUCCACGACCGCCGACGGAUGGUCAAAGCACCGGCGGGGCUUUCUGGGCAUGACCGUCUCGUGGCUCGACCCCGACACUCUUGAAAGGAAAGUAGCCGCACUGGCCCUGGAGCGUCUGAAGGGGCAUCAUACACACGAUAAGUUGGCGGUGGCAAUCUCCAAGGCCCAUAAUCAAUUUAACAUCUCUGGAAAAGUGACCAAGACAACCACUGAUAGUGCCUCCAAUUUUAAAAAGGCGUUUCGAGUGUAUGGAGCAAAACAACGCGACAAUCCAGACACAGGCUCUAUCUUUGACGACUUGGACGGCGGUUCAGAGGACGAGGACGAGGAUGAGGACGGGGUUGAAGGAGAGGAUGAGGAAGACGAUUACGUUCCGGUUUCCGUGGAUGAAGCUUUAGAUUUUGCCGACACCGACGACGAUGGCACCGUGCUACCGGCGCAUCAGAGAUGUGCGUCUCACAUACUUAACCUCGUAGCCACACAGGACGUCAAAGCAGCCCUUGACGCCAACGUAGCAUACAAGAAAAUCCACGAGUCUACCUACGACAAGCUCAAAGUAUGGUGGCGACGGCAAAAUAGGUCUGACCUUGUUGCCGAUGCAAUCAAGGAUGGCCUAGGUGUCAAGCUCCAGGUGCCCGGGGAUACGAGGUGGAACUCAGUGUUUGACGCAAAGUCGCAGAUUAUUUCCCUUAUUGAUGCCGAUGAAGACAAAUUUAAUACUACUCUGGACAAAGCGGGUUUAGACCGACUCACUCAAAGUGAGAUAAAAUUUUUGAGAGAAUAUGUAUGGGUGAUGCACCCCGUGGCGGCGGCAUUAGACAUCUUGCAACGUGACAAAGAUAUGUACGUAGGCUACAUAAUUCCUACUAUCCUGCGUUUGGAGGCCCAACUGACCAUGCGACGCAAGAUGAACGGAAAAGACCUGCGUUACUGCGACGUCCUGGCGCGGACGCUGAUUACUGCCAUCCGCGGGCCAAGAAGGUUCCAACAGUAUUUGGAGCAGGAGGACCUCCAGCUCGCAGCAGCCCUCCUCCCUCAAUUUAAACUCAACUGGCAGAAGGACCCCGUGAUGCGCCAGAACCUCAAGAAGGUCCUCAUCGAGAAGGCUUCCUCACUCUCUGUGGAGGACGACGAUAACGCUGGUUCUCAGGCACAGGACACUGUUGCUGACGCUGGUGAAGGUGAAGCGGACCCCACACAAGAGGACGACGCGGACGCGGAGGCGGUCGACACACCGGCCGCAAUGGAUGUGGGCUCGGACGACUCCUUCUUUGAGUUUGAUUCUGUUGAGCCCGCAGCUGAAGGGACAGCCGAAACGGCGGAGCAAGAGGUGGAGAGAUACUUCUCCACAGGCCCUAGACGAGACGCCGUAAAAUCAUGCUUCGCUAAAGGGGCUAAUGAUAAGACUUUUCGAGACGAGGUUAUGCUCAAGGCUAAUUUUGAUUACUGGAUGUAG